This is a messenger RNA of Trichoderma asperellum CBS 433.97, 733 nucleotides long. The record is from RefSeq and is a predicted model, not a curated record. Lineage: Eukaryota; Fungi; Ascomycota; Sordariomycetes; Hypocreales; Hypocreaceae.
CAGACUCGAAGUCGUCAGUUCUCCAUCUACAGGGCGUCCAACGUCCGUCUUCGAGACGCUAUUGAAGCACUAUCGCGAGCCAUGAUCCCAAACAAGAGACACAGAGGCAUCACGGGAGGCGAAAAAAAUUGCCGUAUCUUUAUCAGUGGCGCCCUCCGAUACGUUCAGUCUGGAGUGGAGGGUGGAUGGUUGGCUUCGUUUCUUCGCUCCAGGCCAGACCAGUCCAACCUGAGCCCCAUCUUCUCCGCUCCAGAAACGGUCCGCUAAUCUGGCAUGGGCUUCUUUUCAGCAGACUAUCAGUUCCUGGGUUGUACGAUUACUGGCCAGCCAACACACGAUGGCAUCUCUCGCAUUUGCCCCCUAUGCAAGAUAAGAGAACGCAGGGUUUCGUAUCAUGGACAGCAUCAGAAGAGCCUGCACGGCCCUCGCCAAGUCGAGAAGCACGCCCGGUGAGCUUUGAUCUGCUGAGAUCAGUGGCGUCUUGGGACUCGUUGCCCGUUCUGGAAGGUUCACAGACCAGCCACCCGCUGCAGUGGCCAGCCGGCCAACAAAGACAUGGCUCUGGCGGUGGCGCUCCCUUCCGCAAAGGCUUGGGCUCGAAUCUAGAUGGCCAUCCAAUACGUGGCGGUAAACAUCAGAUGUGGUUCUCACGCACGGAGUAGCCAAGCCUGCUAACGAUGUCUGCUUAGCCUGACGAUAAUAAGAAUUAGGCCCAGGUUGCCAGACAUAUACA